Syngnathoides biaculeatus (alligator pipefish) is the source of this 2291-nucleotide messenger RNA. Its product is annotated as retinal homeobox protein Rx2-like. Lineage: Eukaryota; Metazoa; Chordata; Actinopteri; Syngnathiformes; Syngnathidae. The coding region runs from base 233 to 1207 and encodes 324 amino acids. Gene Ontology annotation, biological process: positive regulation of transcription by RNA polymerase II. Gene Ontology annotation, molecular function: DNA-binding transcription factor activity, RNA polymerase II-specific; RNA polymerase II cis-regulatory region sequence-specific DNA binding. The record is from RefSeq and is a predicted model, not a curated record. The transcript is spliced from 3 exons.
UGGAGCAACAAGUGCCACUCGAGACCGGAUAGUGUCAGGAGACAACUUAAGAUGUUGCGGGCAACGUGCGUAGCCUGCGACUGGAAGCGAACGUAGGUAAGGUCGCUUUUGUUUCUUGGAAUCCAACGGUCCGUUUUCCUCGGAAGACGGACAUGACCGUCUUUCGGGCGUCAGCCGGACAAAUCGCAAAGUGAUCCGAGCGUCCCCCCCACCCCCCGCUAAAAAGGCUCGGAUGCAUUUGUCAAUGGAUACCCUGGCAAUGGUGGAAGAGGGUUGCCUGGACAACUAUGACAUGGCAAAAGGCGCCGCCGGGUCCAGUUCUGGGGGCAGAGUGCACAGCAUCGAUGUCAUCCUGGGUUUCGCCAAGGAGCAGGACCCCCUGCUUCACCACCACCACCAAGUCCACGGCCACGACGACCACAAGCAGAAGGAAAACUUGCAGAUGGCCGACAAACACGAUUCGUACGGGCGUCUCUCGGAAGUGGCCGACAAUUCCCAACAUCCGUCCUAUCACGCGUCGGAUUUAUUCUCCAGCGAUAAGUGCGAUGCUGAAAUGAGCAGCAUGCAAAAGGACCCGGCUGAGGACUCCCCCAAGGCCAUCGGGGAGGAAGAGCACGGCAAGAAGAAGCACCGCAGGAACCGCACCACCUUCACCACCUAUCAGCUGCACGAGCUGGAGCGCGCCUUUGAGAAGUCCCACUACCCGGAUGUCUACAGCCGUGAGGAGCUGGCCAUGAAGGUCAACCUGCCCGAGGUCCGGGUGCAGGUGUGGUUCCAGAACCGGCGGGCUAAGUGGCGACGUCAGGAGAAGAUGGACUCCGGCACCAUGAAGCUUCACGACUCCCCCAUGCUUUCCUUCAAUCGACCACCGAUGGCACCCAGCGUGGGGCCGGUGGCCAACCCGAUGCCCCUGGACCCCUGGCUCACCUCGCCCAUCUCCAGCACGACGCCCAUGCACGCCAUCCCCGGCUUCAUGGGCUCGCCGCAGAGCCUGCAGCCGGCCUACCCGGGCCACGGCUUCCUCAGCGGACCGCCCGGCCUGGUGCAGGGCAUCCAGCCCAUGGGAGGGCCCCCGCCCUACCAGUGCCCGCCUAGCUUCAGUGACAAAUACCCCAUGGAGGAUGACAGGAGCUCCAGCAUCGCUGCACUCAGGAUGAAGGCCAAAGAGCACAUUCAGUCCAUGGAUAAAACUUGGCAACACAUGUGAUUCCCAUUUCUUGUGGGUUUUUUUUUCGGGGGCGGGGGGCUGCUCCGGUGAAUGUUUACAAACUCUGGACUUUGAAUGUAUUCUUACCUGGGAACCAGGAAUUUUUGGGCGACCAUUUUGUGUUUAGACCGUGAAUAUUAUUUUCUAAAUUUUGUGCCAGGGGUAAUACAUCGAGGGCAAAAGAAGGCUCGAAUAUCUUUAAGAGGUCCAGGAACCUUUGGGGUCAGGUAUACGGCUUCGAAAAUAUCUGAUUGGGGCCUUUUUGUUCCAUCAACUACCGUGAUUUCCGGCCUACAAGCCGGGACUUUUUUCACACGCUUUUUCUAAAUUUCGUGCCCGGGGUACUAUAUCGGGGGAAAAAGAAGGUUCUAAUGUCUUUAAGAGGUCCAGGAACCUUUGGGGUUGGGUCUAAUUGGGGCCUUUGUGUUUCAUCAACUACCGUAAUUUCCGGCCUACAACCCGCAACUUUUUUCCACACGCUUUCAACCCUGCGCUUUAUCCGGUGACGCGGCUAAUUUUUGCAUUUUUUUUUCUAACGGCCGCAAGGGGGGCACUCGAGCGGAAAAGGUAAGAAUGAGGCCGGUGGAAUAUAUGUGCCGAGGAAGUGACUUUUACCGGCGCUUAGCGCUGAGCUCGCGUUAGAGCUGUGCUAGCGUGUUGCUGCUCUGUUACUGGUGUGUUUCAGUGAUAUUUACUGUUAAGCUUUAUUUUAACCGGCCCUGUUCGUGUUAGCACUGGUUUUAGCGCGGCACUAGCGUUAAAUUCUUUCUGUGUACCGUCUUUGUAAAUAUCUUGUGUUUCGAUGUGGGCUUCAAUGUGGGCACUUGCGGCUUUCACACAUCUGCGGCGAGCGUGUGUACAGUAUGUACCAAAAGGUAUUUCCUUUACAAAUGUACUCGGUGAGGCUUGUAAUCAGGUGCGCUCUGGAGGCCGGGAAUUACGGUACAAGGACCAAGUGGGAAUAUGACUUAUGCAAAUAACUUUUUUUUUUUUUUUUAAAAGAUUUAACAUUCAUUUGAAAUGUGGCCAUGACGCGUUUUUGUCAUCUGCGUUGAAUACACAGAUUAGAUUGACAUUUAUAUAA